AUGAAAAAGGCCACGGGCGGCUGGCGGGCAACGGGUGCAGCGGUCGCGUCGGAAGCGGACGCGUCAAGCUACCUGACCAAGGUGUCGCCUAACAAUCGCGCCGGAUGUCAGGAUGGCGUCUGCAAGAAGGAGGCCCAAAAGUGCAUGAAGGGCUCGCUGCGCUUCGGUACCUGGACUGAGAUCAUGGGCCAUGGCUCCUGGCGGUGGAAGCACUGGGGCUGCGUGUCUGGCGAGCAGAUUUCGCACCUUCGCGAUAUUGUCGAGAGGGGUGGCGGAUACGACUUUGAUGCAGUUGACGGAUACGACGAGAUGGGCGAGCACUCUGACCUGCAGCAGAAGAUCCGUGAUGCCAUUAAGCAAGGCCACAUCUCUGCCGAGGACUUCAAUGGUGACCCUUGGAUGAACAAGCCUGGUCAGCGCGGCAUCCGUGGCAAGAAGCCCAAGGACUGGGACGAUGGCGAGGAGGGUGAUGAGGCCAAGGACGAAGCCCCUGCCCCCGCCGCCACCAACGGCAAGAAGCGCGGUCGCAAGUCCGCCGGCGCCGCCGAUGAGGACGAAGAGGAGAAGCCCAAGAAGCGUGCCAAGAAGGCUGCUGCCAAGGCCGAGCCCGAGGACGAGGAGGAGAAGCCCAAGAAGGCUCCGGCGAAGCGUGGAAAGGCCGCUGCUGCUGCCAAAGCCGCUGCCGCCGAAGAGGACGAGGAAGAGGAGAAACCCAAGAAGGCCCCGGCCAAGCGCGGCGCCCGCAAGUCUGCCGUCAAAGAGGAGUCCGACGGGGAGGAGGAGGCCCCGAAGAAGCCUGCCGCCAAGCGUGGAGCUCGAAAGUCCGCCGUGAAGGAGGAGUCUGAGGAAGAAGAGGAGAAGCCCGCCCCCAAGCGCGGCGCCGCUGCGAAAAAGACUGCUCCCAAGAGGGCGGCUACGAAGAAGGCCAAGGUUGAGGAGUCGGAGGAGUCUGAGGCCGAACCCGAGGCUACCCCUGAGUCGGAGGAGGAGGAGGAGAAGCCUGCGCCGAAGAAGGCCGCUCCGAAUGGCCGCAAGAAGGCUGCUGCUGCACCUGCUGCUGCCGCCGAGGACAAGCCCAAGCGCGGUCGUGCUCGCAAGUGA
This is a messenger RNA of Colletotrichum chrysophilum, 1101 nucleotides long. RefSeq lists its product as uncharacterized. Lineage: Eukaryota; Fungi; Ascomycota; Sordariomycetes; Glomerellales; Glomerellaceae. Bases 1 to 1101 code for a protein of 366 amino acids. Gene Ontology annotation, molecular function: zinc ion binding; DNA binding. The record is from RefSeq and is a predicted model, not a curated record. The transcript is spliced from 5 exons.